AAGGGAGAAAACCCAAGUACCACUACCACCAGUCCACCACAACCACAAAGGCGCAAUGUCAACUUCUUCCUCCGGAGCCCGGACACAAAAACCGCAUGCACACCUUGCCAAGCUAUCUAGUCCGCUAGCUGUCUCCCACGUGUGCGUACGUUGCGUCUGACUGACACGCCGCCCAGGCCCAGGCCCAGGCGCCCAACUAGCAUGGCGAGCGCGCGGCCGCCGCAGGCGCAGGGCACGACGACGUGCUGCACCGGCUGCGGCGCGUGCCUGCGCGUGGCCCCCGGGGCCCGUUCCGUGCGGUGCGGGCUCUGCCACGCCGUCACGCGCGGGGAGCGCCGCCCCCCGCACGGCCUGCACCACGCCGCCGUGGGCAUCAUCAAGGGCCUCACCGGAGUCUUCGCGUCGCCGCGGGGGACCGGCGGCGGCGGCGGCGCCGGCGCGGUGCUCCAGGAGCUGCCGGCGAGCUUCCCGCGCGUCCGCGGCUGCAAGAAGCGCGCGCUCCUGGUGGGGAUCAGCUACGCCGCCACCAAGCACGAGCUCAGGGGUGCCGUCAACGACGUCCACUGCAUGAGCUACCUGCUCCGCGAGCGCUUCGGCUUCCCGGAGGAAUGCAUCCUCGUGCUCACACAGGAGGACAAGGACCCUGCACGGGUGCCGGCGCGGGCGAACCUGAUGCGGGCGCUGCGGUGGCUCGUGGACGGCACCAGCGCCGGGGACUCCCUGGUGUUCCACUUCUCCGGCCACGGCGUGCAGAGGCUGGACAGGGACGGCGACGAGGCGGACGGCUACGACGAGGCGCUGUGCCCGGUGGACUUCGACGACCCCCACGGCGGCGGCGUCAUCCUGGACGACGAGAUCAACGCCACCAUCGUGCGCCCGCUCGGCAAGGGCGUCAAGCUGCACGCCUUCGUGGACACCUGCCACAGCGGCACCAUGCUGGACCUCCCGUACCUCUGCCGCCUGUCCAGGACCGGAUACUGGCAGUGGGAGAACCAACAGAGCGGCCUCUCCGGCGAUACCAAGUGCACCAGCGGCGGCCUCGCCAUCUCCAUCAGCGGCUGCGCCGACAGCCAGAUGUCGCAAGACAGCACGUCGGUGUCCGCGCCCACCUCCACCGGCGCCAUGACGUACAGCUUCAUCAAGGCGGUGGAGUCAGAACCAGGCACCACCUACGGCCGCCUGCUGGCGGCGAUGAGGGCCACCAUCCGCCAGAACGGCGGGGAGUUGGGCAUACCGGGCCCCAUCGGCACCUUCUUCCGCCGGGUCAUCACAUUCAGCUGCGCGCAGGAGCCCCAGCUGUGCGCUUCAGAAACGUUCGACGUCUACACGAAACCCUUCCUCUUGUGACUCCUUUAAUUUCCUUUAUAUUUACGACAUUGCCUUAAGCCCAUAAGACCGUGUAUCCAACAGUUUACUCAUACUGUUAUCUAAAAUAUUAUUUUAUAUUAUUUUGUAUUGUAUUAUUUACAAAGUAUAGUUUAAAUAUGAAGACGAGGAUAAAGAUGAGUAAACUGCUGACAAUAACGAUAAUAGUGUCCUUGAAAAAUCGUCUUAACCAGUGCACAGAAGACUGAAAAGUGAAGACAGCAUCGGAGCUCUCCGAUGGUGCACCGGGGAUUUUAUUGUAGCUUUGAAGUGCAUCCAGCGAGAACUCACUCCUCUGAAUACUAUAAUAGUUACCAUUGUUUAAGUAAAAUGUUUAACAAUGACUAGUUAAACAUUAUACUUUUGUAGCCUGAGCUACCCGGUGCACCAUGCUUUUGUAGCAUGAGCUCUCAAUGUCUAUUUGGUGUUUGGGAGCCUAUAUAUAACCUGGCCUUGGUCAAUUAUUUUAUGUGUGUUAGAGCUUGAGGAAGCCAUAGUAAA
This is a messenger RNA of Zea mays, 1866 nucleotides long. RefSeq names its product metacaspase-1. The transcript has 5 exons. Gene Ontology annotation, cellular component: cytoplasm. Lineage: Eukaryota; Viridiplantae; Streptophyta; Magnoliopsida; Poales; Poaceae. The record is from RefSeq and is a predicted model, not a curated record. Gene Ontology annotation, molecular function: cysteine-type endopeptidase activity. The coding region runs from base 202 to 1347 and encodes 381 amino acids. Gene Ontology annotation, biological process: proteolysis.